Folsomia candida is the source of this 3111-nucleotide messenger RNA. RefSeq lists its product as uncharacterized. The record is from RefSeq and is a predicted model, not a curated record. The transcript is spliced from 12 exons. Bases 802 to 2907 code for a protein of 701 amino acids. NCBI's taxonomy places the organism in Eukaryota, Metazoa, Arthropoda, Collembola, Entomobryomorpha, Isotomidae.
UCACCGCGAUUCACUUUUGCAUGCUGCACAAUUUCCUUCUUUUUCUCCUCUUGUGUGUUUACGAUAAUCAAGAAAAUAAUUAACAGCUUGUUUUUUAAGUUAAAGGAAAAACAUGACUAGCAAUUUUAUGCUUUUCGAAACCACCUAACUAUUAGUUUCAAAAUGACGUCCAACAAAUUACAUCGGGGGACGGGAAACUUAUUGCAGGAUUUAAUUUCUUCCGCCGUCCUAGUUAAACUAUGUGAUGAACAGACAAUUUCUACGAAUUUAGUUAAAUCCGAAUUAAAAAUUAAAUCACAAUUUUUACACUGCUCCAUUUGUGGCGUGAAGCACCAGCGCCGUCCAUUAUCUCAAAUAAAAGUUGAAAUUUUACGACAAAUUAUUUUAAAAGAAAGUUUCCACAAGUUUUCCACGACUUCAAUUUGUCCCCUCUGUUCGGCAACGUUGGAUAAACUUAUCGACCUGAGAAAGAGAAUUGACAAGAUUUCAACCUGCAUUCGAAGUGUGUUUAAAUUACGCCACAACUUAUCAGACCUUGAAGCAGAUACUGAAAUACAAGAUACCAUCUCAGAAAUAAUUACGCUCAAUGACCACCAUAAUGAUUUGCCUGGGGUGCAAAGUGAAGACGACGAUGUGGUCAAACUUGGUAGCCAAGAGGGAUCGGACCACGAAGAUGCUGACAUACAAAAUUCAACGUCUGAAAUUAUUGAUAACGUUCCGCUCAAUCCAAAUGAUGAUUCGCCCGAAGUAUAAGGUGAAGACGUCGAACUUUUGUCAAAAUUUGAUAACGACGAUGACAUUAUGGUUCCGGAUUUUGAUAAUCACGAAUCAGUUAUUUCAAACUCGAUCACUUUGGAAAACCUGACCUGUCCCGAGUGUAACGUAACAUUUGACAAAUCGUGGCAGCUUAAUCGACACCAGAGAAAUCCAUGGUUGGGCAUAUCAGAACGACAAAAUAAGAAAUCCAACUCCAAAGGCAUGCAAGUUGUUAACCUGAAGAAUUUUGAUGACUCCCCCAACGUUUCGACAAGCGUUGAUGACAAAACUGCCAAUAAUGAAGAUGUCAAAAAAUGCAAGAGUGAUACAAGCGACUACGAUUGUGUGCCUGUAGACGACCUUAUCUUCCCAGUUGUAGAGGAAUCGAUAAAGACGAGUGAAGACGAUAAGACCGCUGAUCUUGAGGUCACUGUUGACGGUGCCAGUGUUCAAGUAAAUAAUUCUGAUGUAAAUUUCAUCGUGGAAACAAUGCCAGAAUUACCAUUAGCCCUGCCACAAAUUGAUGAUUAUGUUGAGAUCGAAGAAUUUGUGCAAUGCAAGACUGAAGAAGAGUUGGUGACGAUGCAUGAUCCUGCUCGAGAUGUCGUCGUCCCAUGUGUUCUGGAACCUUCAGGGGGGUUGCAAAUAGCAAAAGUCAAAAACGAGGAUGGCGAAGAAGUCAAACUUUUUACAAACAUUAACGGCGUUUAUGAAAUUGUCCCGGAUUUCGACAGUCAUGCCUCCAGCCUACCUAUUGCAUCGCCCACCUUGGAAAAUCUGACCUGUCCCGAGUGCAAGGUGGCGUUUGACAAAUUGUGGAAGCUUAAUCGACACCAGAGGAAUCCAUGGUUGGACAGAUCAGAACGACAGAAUCAAAAGCGGAGUCGAUGCGACGACGGCAACGACAAAGAAGCUGACCUACAGAAUGAUGCUAAGAGGCCACGACUCUCAAGAAUCCGGGCGGAGGAACUAAUCAAAAAUAUCACGAAACGUGGUAAUCCAAAUAACGAUGAUGAUAAUGGCGACUUUGAGAAUCAAGGCGACUCCGACUUUCAUGCUUCCUCGGACAGUGAUGAAGUCGAGCUUUCAUCAGAUGACGAAUCGGUUUAUGGACAAGAUGAUAAUAACCCAAGUCGUUCAGAAUUGAGUUUUGAUGACACCGAGAGAUGCAAGGAAUCGGGAAGAUACAAAUGUCUCAAAUGCAAUACGUCUUACGGGUCAAUGAAGGAUCUUCGUCGUCACCUUACCACUACUCUCGCACAUACCGGGCGGAACCAAACUGGUCAUCGUGCCCGUCGCCCAGAAUUGAAAUUUGAUGGUGCUAAAAUAUCCAAGAAAUCCGGAAGAUACAAAUGUCUUAAAUGUAAUACAACUUACGGCCGAAUGUACCUUCUUCAGCGUCAUCUUAGAACUACUUUCGCUCACACUGGGCAAAUUAAAGCUCUUCCUCCUCCUAGAACUGUGAUCCCAACCCAGGAUGAAAUAUCUUCUCUAAAAUGCGUCGUUUGCGCCACAAAAUUUGACGACGUGGAAACUUUAACCCAACAUAAAAAUCAGUAUAAGAAAAAAUGUGAAAUUUGUGAUAUCUCGUUUCCACACAACUUUUCCCUAGUUCAACAUCUCAAAUCACAAAAACAUGUGACCGCUUUAAGCUGCAGAAAAUUGAAUGAAGACGGUGUGGUUACAUUUCUUUGUGAUAAAUGUGAUCAGGCCGAGUUUCCUGAUGCGCGUGGGCUAUUUCACCACGUCGACAAAAUUCAUAAUUCUGCAUUGGGUCCAACCGAGCAAGAGAUUUCCACUUUACGAUGUACAAUUUGCUGUGAGAAUUUUGACGACCUUACAACCCUCAUAAAACACAAAUCUCUGCAUGGCAAAAGAUGUGAAGUGUGCAGCGUAACCUUUCCUAAUCACCGAAACCUUAAUGGACACCAACUGUCUAGGACCCAUCAAUUAGCAGUUCUAGCCAGACGUGUGAUUCCGACGGGAAAGUUAGUUUCGUCUGUGACCGAUGUCCUGAAUUGCCACCAUUUCCUAAUAAUUCGGAAUUUGUCGACCACAGGAAAAAAUAUCAUCCUGGACGAGGUGUUUUUGGCGAAGGAACCACCGCGGUCAAAUCGUGUCUCCCUUGUGACCGAGUUUUUUACACGGUGAAGUCUUAUAACCUUCAUCUCCACUCUAUGCGACACGAUCGGAGCAAAGGAAACGUUAUCUCUGGACUUCGCGUGCACCCUGUGCGACAAGAAAUACGCUGCAAACUUCCAGCUCCGCGCACAUCUUGCCUCUGUGCAUAUCAAUAAAGCCUUCGUUUGUGAAAUGUGUGGGACUCGUUGUCGUGAUUUGGAUGAGCUGACGGCC